Rhipicephalus sanguineus (brown dog tick) is the source of this 4008-nucleotide messenger RNA. RefSeq names its product protein O-mannosyl-transferase Tmtc3. The transcript has 17 exons. Gene Ontology annotation, molecular function: protein binding; mannosyltransferase activity. Bases 1 to 2559 code for a protein of 852 amino acids. The record is from RefSeq and is a predicted model, not a curated record. NCBI's taxonomy places the organism in Eukaryota, Metazoa, Arthropoda, Arachnida, Ixodida, Ixodidae. Gene Ontology annotation, biological process: protein O-linked glycosylation via mannose. Gene Ontology annotation, cellular component: endoplasmic reticulum.
AUGGAAGCGUUGCCGCCGCCCGAGCGGCUGGUGCUCUCCGAAGCUCCUGCAGAAAACUGGACAAAAUUUCGUCAACGAAUGGAGCUAUACUUCAAGGCCACAACAACGACGCCGGAACGGACAAAGGCCCAGAAAGCAGCAACCUUCCUUCACGUUGCAGCUUGCUGCAAGGCGCGAAAGAGCGUUCAACAAGUUGACUAUCAUAAUGCGCCCCAAGAACGAACCGAGGAAUCCGAUGACGAGUUUCAAGUUCUAGUGGUAAGCGUCAACGACGUAUCGAGAAACUCGGAAUGGGUAAUCGCCACAAAGCUGGCCAACCAUGACACAAAGCUAAAGGUGGACACAGGCGCGCAGGCCAACCUUCUUCCCCACUCUCUGGUUCUCAAGCUCGGCAAGACAGCGACAACUCGACCUUCAGCAACGGUAUUGACAGGCCACGACGGUGGUGUAAUCAAGCAUUUUGGAGUCGUCACCUUGCCGCUACGCAUCGGCGAAAUCGAGGAGCCAACAGACUUUUUCGUCGUUAAGAAAGGCAAGCAAGCGCUCUUGGGACUGGACACUUGUGAACGCUUCGGGUUGAUUUCAAGGGCACAGUGCCUGCAGGUUCAAGGACAUCUGGAGUCCAGGAUUGUCAGCGAAUUUCCACAGCUGUUUUCAGGUCUGGGGUGCUUGAAGGAAACCUGCAGCCUACGCCUCGAAGAAGGGGCGACGCCAGUCGCGUUGCCAGCGCGUCGUGUUCCGUACUGCAUCCGAGAGCCAAUGCGGACUGAGCUUGCACGUAUGGAACGACACGGCAUCAUUGAAAAGGUAGAGGAGCCCUCUGACUGGUACGUUGCUGGAAAGGACUUGCAGUUGGCUGACGCACUGUCCAGGAUAGCAGGCAGCGACAACAGCGCCAGUCAAGACGAUUCUGAUUACGUCACAAUCCAUGCAACCUCAGUGUUGAAUACCCUCGUCAGCCCAGCGAUGAUGUACCGCCUGGCAGAAGAAACUAAGGCAGACGACGACCUAAGACACAGUGUUGUUAAUGAUGGAAUAUUGUCGCAGAGCCUGUCCCUGCUGGUGUUCCCCUUCCUGCCAGCAUCCAACCUGUUCUUCCCGGUGGGCUUUGUGGUGGCCGAACGGGUCCUGUACAUGCCCAGCAUGGGAUUUUGCCUUCUCGUUGCACAUGGCUGGCACUUGAUGCUCAAGAACUAUGCCGACAGUCGGCUGACCAAGAAUUUCCUGUGGUUCGGGCUCCUCUUUCUUCUCACAAUGCACUCCUUGAAGACAUUUGUGCGCAACUUCGAAUGGGAGUCCGAGUACAGCAUCUUUAUGGCCGGACUCAAGGUCAACAGCCAGAAUGCGAAGUUGUACAACAACGUGGGCCACGCCUUGGAGGGACAGGGGGACUAUGCCCGAGCGCUGGAGUACUUCCUCAAGGCCGCCAGUGUGCAGCCUGAUGACAUUGGUGCUCACAUGAAUGUCGGCCGCACAUACAACAACCUGCUGAUGUUUGAAGAAGCGGAGGCUGCCUUUAUCAAGGCCAAGGACUUGCUGCCUCGACCAAAACCAGGCGAGCCCUACAAGGCCAGAAUUGCACCGAAUCAUCUUAAUGUCUUCCUCAAUUUGGCCAAUCUCAUAUCAAGAAAUAAUUCUCGUCUUGAAGAAGCUGAUGGUUUGUACCGCCAAGCAAUCAGCAUGCGUGUAGAUUAUAUUCAAGCAUAUAUCAACCGGGGAGAUAUUCUGAUCAAACUCAACAGGACUAAGGAAGCGCAGGAGGUCUAUGAGCGAGCCCUUUCACUGGAUGCCACAAACCCCGACAUCUUGUACAAUCUUGGCGUUGUGUUUUUGGAGCAAGGCAGACCAGGGGAUGCGCUCAUGUACUUCAACAAGGCCUUGGAAUUGGACCCUGAUCAUGAGCAAGCGCUGAUGAACUCUGCCAUUCUUAUUCAAGAGAGUGGGAACUCAAAGCUCCGUCAACUGGCAUUUGAAAGGUUGGAGUUGCUGCUUAACAAAGGCAGGGCCAAUGAGCGUGUCUACUUCAACUUGGGCAUGCUCUCCAUGGACGACAAAAAGGUGGAAGAAGCCGAGCAAUGGUUUCACUUGGCCAUACAAGUGAAAAAUGACUUUCGUAGUGCCUUGUUCAACCUUGCCCUCCUUUUGACGGAUUCAAACAGGCCACUGGAGGCUGUUCCACACCUUCAAAAGCUUCUUCAGUAUCACCCGGACCACAUUAAAGGACUCAUCCUUCUGGGUGACAUCUACAUAAACCACAUGAAGGAUCUGGACAAGGCGCAGCAGUGCUACGAACGCAUCCUGUCUCUGCAGCCUGACCAUGUUCAGGCACUGCACAACCUCUGCGUGGUGCAAGUUGAGAGGGGUGCACUGUACCAGGCUGAAGCCUGCCUCCUGCGAGCACUGAAGCUGGCACCGGGCGAGAGCUACGUCGCCAAGCACUUGGCCAUUGUGCGCAAUCGCAUACACAGGUAUCAAGAACAUUUAAAGAAGGCAUCCUCAAGAACGACUACAUCAUCCUCCCUGAAGCAGGCUGCACAGAGCUCCAGCAGAAUGACAUGAAAGCACCGCUGCCAAUGUUAUUUGUGCCAAACGUCUGUGACCACUAUAUGUUUACAGAAGUUGUUCUGGUGACUGAAGGGUUACUGUGCAAUUUGGUACGUGUGCGUGUGUGGAAAUUUUCACUGUGGUAGUCGGGUUAUAGAUAAGUUUUGUUUCAUUCAUUACAUAUACCAAAUGCACAAAGAGAAGUAUGCACGCUGUGCAAACACAAGAUGUUACACUGAAGGACAAUGCCAUUGUUAUAUUCUAAGUUUUUUCUUGAGUUACUGUUGUUGAUGCUUGAGACUGAUUUCAUUUUGGACAAGAAAGCAAGCAGUGCAUAUGAGUGUUGCGUCAAGUUGCAUGCAUCGUGAAAUACCAACUGUAUGCAUGAUCCGAAUGGAAAGGAGGCAGCUGGAAGAGUCACCUAGUUCUCAUAAUUUUCCAAUGCCUAGUAUGUUUAUCCAUGAAUGCGCCAUGGGUUUUUCAUUUAUAUGCAUAACAGCCAUACAAAUAACUGUGGAUAGCAGCAAUAGCCGUCAUCGGCACCUACAACACCUCUGCAAAAAGUUUCAGAAUUGUGUAUCAUGGCAGAAAUGUUUGCCUGAUUGAACAGCAGGAGUGAUUAUAUAUGGGACAGUUUUGUUGUUUUGACACAGAAAGAUAAUGUGGCUGUUCUGGUUCGAGGGGGAGAGAUUUGCAUAAUGUGUCUGCAGACUGCAAGUCACAUUCUUUAUCCAUCCACAUAUUUACAUUGUUUGUAUAUAGUUCUAGAUCAUAAUCACGAACACCACACAUUACACUCUUUCCUUUUUUUUCUAAUUAGCCAUCCUGUUUGAUCAUGGUGACUUGCACUAUAUAGCAAUGUCAUUGAGAACAUAUCAGUGCAUUAAAGCCACCUGUCGUUGCACUGGUGAUUGUACACAGAGAGAGAACACAGCAGUGGAAGCAGUGAAAUGGGGAAAAAGCACAGACAGUGCCUGUCCACAAGGCAGACGCUUUGGUUUGUCUUGUACAUUGUAAAUAAAUUAAAGCAGUGUGGCCACGCCCACUAUAUUUUUGAGAAGUCGUCAUGUACACCGUACAUGAGCUGUAGGAGAUAAAGUAUAUAGGCUUAAUGCAAAGCUAGGCAUAUCUAAGAACUCGUAGCUUGUUAGUACAAUGUAUGUAUUUUGAAAAAAUACUCAUGCACGCAUUUGUGACCACAGUUGCUGUACAUAGAAUGUGCAGUUAGCUUCUCUUUAUAAUAGGAAAAAGCAGGCAACUAGAAAGAUUUUGUUAUCCUCAUGUACGAGUGUUCGUUGUCGAGAGUAAUUAGUGGAAUGAAGUUAACCGCUUAUUCUGGCGUUGUCUACGUUUGGGACCACAUUGGCUUUAGGACUAAUGUACUGCUGAAGUUUCAAUCUGUCAAAAAAAUUAAGGGGGGUGAUUUAAUGAACAUACUUAUUAAACGGUUAUUUUUGUGCUGUU